AUGAGUGAUUACGAUCGACUGGCUGAACAACUGCGACAUCCUGAAAAUCCGAUUGUCUUUAUGGAAAUGACUGCUGGUGGUGCACCGAUUGGCACAAUUAAGAUGGAACUUUUUGCGGAUGUCUGUCCGAAAACAGCAGAAAAUUUUAGGUUACAGUUUUGUACUGGUGAGUAUCGUCGUGAUGGAGUUCCUGUCGGCUAUAAGAAUGCGCAGUUUCAUCGUGUCAUCAAGGAUUUUAUGAUACAAGGCGGCGAUUUUGUUAAUGGUGAUGGUACCGGUAUGACCAGCAUUUAUGGUUCUAAGUUUCGAGAUGAAAAUUUCGAUUUGCAGCAUACUGGACCUGGAAUUCUCUCAAUGGCAAAUGCUGGUCCAGAUACUAAUGGCUGUCAGUUUUUUAUAACGUGCGCAAAGUGUGAUUUCUUAGAUGGCAAACAUGUCGUUUUUGAAAUGGAAGAUUCAAGUUUUUUUGUUAUAGGGCGUGUGCUAGACGGUUUAUUGACAGUUCGGAAAAUAGAGAACGUUCCUACUGGCCAAAAUAACAAGCCGAAAAUUCCAAUAUCGUGUUUAUUUGGCCGUUUUCAAGCACAUUUACAUUUUCCGCUUCGAUGCGGAGCUGGAGAUUUGGCUUUAGCUCUAGUUUUACAGGAUCUGCGCGCAUUCAGUGGCCAAAUGGAUGCGCGGGCCAGUACGUCGAGAAAUGAUGUGACGAGUUUUAAGAUUGUCUUGUUGGGUGAGGGAGCUGUAGGAAAAACGUCUGUUAUGCUUCGCUAUAUUGAAAAUAAAUUCAAUCCGCGCCAUAUUUCUACGCUGCAGGCAUCAUUUUCCUGCAAGAAGAUUACCUUGGAUGGGAAUACUAUUGAACUAAAUAUUUGGGACACUGCUGGCCAGGAGAGGUUUCAUGCGCUUGGUCCCAUAUAUUACAGAGGUAGCCAAGGCGCUUUGUUGAUCUAUGACAUCACCGACGAGCAUUCUUUUGAAAAAGUAAAGCUUUGGGUUAAAGAACUUCAGCGUAUGUUAGGCGACACUGUAGUGCUAAUGAUAGUUGGGAACAAAGUUGAUUUGUCGCGUAAUCGCAACGUAGAAUGUGAAGAAGCCUUCGAGUAUGCAAAAUCUGUUGGCGCUGAACAUGCAGAAGUCUCGGCGAAAGACAACAUUGGAAUAGAUCAGUUGUUUGAUCGCUUAACUCGCAGUAAGUUCUUACCUUUUUCGACUAGAACAAUAUUUUAUCUCAUUUAG
Molecule: messenger RNA, 1236 nt
Organism: Enterobius vermicularis (human pinworm)
Lineage: Eukaryota; Metazoa; Nematoda; Chromadorea; Rhabditida; Oxyuridae
Source: the annotation of a GenBank genome assembly